Solea senegalensis (Senegalese sole) is the source of this 5662-nucleotide messenger RNA. RefSeq names its product ring finger and CCCH-type domains 1b (gene rc3h1b). NCBI's taxonomy places the organism in Eukaryota, Metazoa, Chordata, Actinopteri, Pleuronectiformes, Soleidae. Bases 344 to 3751 code for a protein of 1135 amino acids. Gene Ontology annotation, molecular function: metal ion binding. The transcript has 20 exons. The record is from RefSeq and is a predicted model, not a curated record.
GCUGUAACCGGCUAACGAGCCUGUUUUCGAGUCGACACCCUCCCCAAACCUCGGCAGCAGCUAAGCUGCACAGUCGACAUGGCAAGAAAAUAUGGCAACCGUUUUCUGAAAAAGGAUGAAAAUCUUCCAAGUGUUUUGGAAUGAUAUUCAUCACGCAAUGUGAUCCAAAAUCCACAAUGUGUGAGGACAUUUAAGAACGAUUAAGUUCGGAAGAAAAAUCUUGAUUCCAGUGGAAUCUUCCAUAUAUAUAUAUAUAUAUAUAUACAUAUAUAUUAUUAUAUUUUUUUCCUCUGUGUAAAAGCUUACAUAUAUUUACACGCAGUCGUCCCAUCAACAUAAAACCAUGCCAGUGCAAGCACCACAAUGGACAGAGUUCCUGCUGUGUCCAAUCUGCACACAGACAUUUGAAGAGACUGUUCGCAGGCCCAUCAGUUUAGGUUGUGGACAUACUGUCUGCAAGAUGUGCCUGAACAAGUUGCACCGCAAGGCCUGUCCCUUUGACCAGACAGCCAUCAACACAGACAUUGAGCAGCUACCUGUCAACACAGCCCUGUUGCAGCUGGUGGGAGGCCAGGUUCCUAAGGCUCAACCAGUUGCCUUGAUUACCAGUCCAGAAGACUCACAGCAUUAUGAGGAGGCCAGGCAGUGUGUGGAGGAGCUGGCCCUCUACCUCAAACCCCUCAGCAACACCCGAGGUGUGGGUCUGAGCAGCACAGCCCAGAGCAUGCUGAGUCGCCCCAUGCAGAGGAAACUGGUUACCUUAGUCCACUGCCAGCUGGUGGAGGAGGAGGGCCGAGUUAGAGCCAUGAGAGCUGCCCGCUCUCUUGGUGAGCGAACUGUUACCGAGCUCAUCUUGCAGCACCAGAAUCCACAGCAACUUUCCUCCAAUCUGUGGGCUGCUGUUCGUGCACGGGGAUGUCAGUUUCUUGGCCCAGCAAUGCAAGAGGAAGCUCUAAAGUUGGUUCUCCUUGCUCUGGAGGAUGGUUCUGCUCUGUCUAGGAAGGUGUUGGUUCUCUUUGUAGUCCAGAGGCUUGAGCCACGUUUCCCACAGGCCUCUAAAACUAGUAUAGGUCAUGUGGUGCAGCUGCUUUACAGAGCUUCCUGCUUCAAGGUAACCAAGCGCGAUGAAGAUUCAUCCCUGAUGCAGCUGAAAGAGGAGUUUCGCACUUAUGAGGCUCUACGGCGUGAGCACGACUCUCAGAUUGUUCAGAUCGCCAUGGAGGGAGGGCUGCGCAUUGCACCUGACCAGUGGUCUUCUCUGUUGUAUGGAGAUCAGUCUCACAAGUCACACAUGCAGUCUAUUAUAGAUAAGCUGCAGACCCCAGCAUCUUUCGCUCAGAGUGUCCAGGAGCUGACGAUUGCACUGCAGAGGACCGGCGACCCAGCUAACCUCAACAGACUGCGACCACACCUGGAACUACUGGCCAACAUUGAUCCCAGUCCUGAUGCCCCCCCUCCUACAUGGGAGCAGCUUGAGAAGGGCUUGGUUGCAGUGAAGACAGUGGUGCACGGCUUGGUGGACUUCAUCCAGAACCACAGCAAGAAAGGAGCUGAUCCUCAACAGCCUCCUCAGCACAGCAAGUACAAGACAUACAUGUGUCGCGACAUGAAGCAGAAAGGAGGCUGUCCUCGUGGAGCCAGCUGCACCUUUGCUCACUCUCAGGAAGAACUGGAGAAGUAUCGUAAAAUGAACAAGCGUCUGGCAGCUCGCCUCCCCGGCCAAGGAGGUCUCAUGCCAGAUGAUGGCCUUCCUCUUGAUGUGGCUGUGACCCGGAAGCCUUCACCCCUCCCCAAUGGCAGUGUUGCGCCCUCUUUGCCCCAACUCAUUGCUCGUGGCACUGACACGGUUCCAUAUGAGCUGUUGCGUAAACCUGUUAAGAUGGAUGGAGUGAAUUCCAGUACCCCCGGAUCACCACCUGAUGUUCUGGACUCUGUGCCGAAAUCUGGUAUGCCACUGCCACCUCAUUCUCUGGGCCACAGCAGGAUGCCAACUGACCACCUGUCUGGUGUGAAGCACAUGCCUGUGGUACCUAGAAGUUCUCCUGUGUACUCACAGCAACAGCUCCCUGAGAUGUGCUAUGACCCUCGCCCACCACCUUCUGCUUCUCAGUAUGAGCCACCGCAAUACCCCACAGGUUAUCCCUACCAACCACCACCACAGUAUGUUUCACGGGAUUACAUGCGUAAUCCUCCUCCCCCAAGUGAUUCAGGACCCCCCUACCAAGAUCCCUACUCUGGUUAUGGCCCCCCAGAGCGCUCAUACCAGGCCCCUCACUCUGGCCCAUCCUUCUCUUACCCCCAUCCUCCUCACUACGACCGGGGGCGCCAUGGGACCUACAGCGGUCCACCGCCUCCUCCACAGCCUUACCCAUCUCAGAGGGACAACCUGGUCAGAAUGAGUCCUGCACCAUUAGAUGUUCCUCCACCAUCAGGUGGUCAGGCAAAUUCACUGUACCACCAGGAGCCCAGUGCUAGAGAUAGAUACCCACCAGACAGCUACUAUCCACCAGGUGCCCAGGCUCCACCCAUGAGGGCUUAUGUCAGCAGGGGGCCAUCAUAUAGUGGUCCACAACCCAGCCUGGACUACCUACACCGACGUCGGCAGGAGCUUUUGUCCCAGCUGGAGGAAAGGAAGGUCAUCUCCCCUCCACCAUUCGCUGCCUCUCCAACUCUUUCCCAUUCCUUCCCCAGUGACUACCCUGAGUAUGGUGAUGAAAACUCCAAAACCAUUUUGAAAGGCAGAGAGCCCGAUUAUACGGGGCAGUACUCACCCUGGUCUUGUGAGACCAUUGGCUCCUACAUUGGCACGAAGGAUGCCAAACCCAAAGAUGUUAUGGUUUCUGGUACCAUGGAAAUAAUGAACGUGGAGGCAAAGAGUCUGAGGGAACCGUCGCUGGAGGCUCCUCGGAGGAGUGCAGAAGUGAAGGAUGAUGACCCCAUUAUCCCAUUUGGCCCGCAGCCCACUGUAUCACGUUUCGGUGCCAUCUCCCGCACCUCAAAGACAGGCUAUCAGACCGCUGGCCCUGUGCAGGCAAUGGUCACCACUUCUCAGAACCCAAACUCUAAACACAUGGCCAUGCCAGCAGCAGAAUAUACGUAUGGAAGCCAUGGAGGAUGGGGUGGAGCUCCAUACCCCUCCCACCAGACUGCCACCUCCUCUCAGGGACACUUCAGUGAGCGCCUCCCCCUGGCAGACAGAGAACAGUUGAAAAUUGAGCUGCAGCAGGUCAACCAGCAGAUCAACCAACAGACCCAGAUGCACAGCAUGGAGGCUGCCAGUAAUUCUUUAAUGCUGCAGAGGGAGGCCAAUGCAUUGGCAGGGCAGCCUGUGCAGCCCUGCCAGGCCCAGGCUGCAGUAGUAGCUCAGCAGCAACAACCCAAGUGGCCAACAGGGGGAGCAGGUGCUACUCCCGUCUCCAGUGAACAGCUAAGCCUUGAGCUCCACCAGGUGGAGAGAGAGAUUGGAAAAAGGACCCGUGAAAUGGCUAUGGAAAACCAAGUAGCACAUGAUGUUCAGCAGUACAAGAUGAAACCUACAGAGAAUGGACAACCGGACCACAAGAGUCAGCUGGAAGAAAUCUCCCUGGCUCUUGGCGAGGUGUCAAAUGGCUCCAGCAGUCUGCAAGAAAGUGCAGUAGGCGGGUCCAUGCUGUCACUGACCAAUAAGACGUCUGCAUUGAGUCUGUGCUCUGAUCCAGGUGCCACUGGUUCGGAGAUGCAGAAGAAUGGCGUUGUCCAUUCCUGCUCUUAGGGCAGUAUACACUUUUACACACACACACACACACACACACGAUGCUCGAUUGAAAAGCAUGCACACAUACACCCAUUCGAUUUAGAAGAUGAGCAGUAUCUGCCGUGAUAUGAAUUUUCUUUCUUUUUGUUCUGUGAAUGAGCUUUUUUAAUGACUUUCCUUGCCUGGAAACCAGGGCAUAUGAUAACAUUUCUUGUGUGUUUCUUUUGCUUUUUUUUUUUUGUACUGGGAUAAUAAAUUAACAAGGCUCACAAUACAAGAGAAUACCAGGAAGAGAAAAUGGUUGUGAUGUUGAUGGUAUUGUAGUAACGUCUUUCAAAAAGAAAAAAAAGGGAAAUAACAAUUUCCAUCCUUUUUAUGAAUAACAAAAGUGUAUUUUUGCAUUUCAUUUAUUCCCCCUAAGUCCUCUUGACUUCUAGACGUGAUGAAAAUUGUCCCAGCAUACAUUGCAAAUGAACGGUUAAACACAGAGGAGCAAAGUAAUCGAGCACCCUUACAUCACAUGCCUUCUCAUGUCGUGUGACUGUGCUGUAGGGAACAGCAGAGGUGUGUCGCUUGGUUCUCCCCCGCCCUCCCCAGAAUCGUGAAAAGAAAAGUGGUUGCUCAGAUGUAGAUGGUCCAAGGAGGGAAAAAGCAGCUCGAUGUCCCACAGUAUUCAUCACAAAUGGAGAUGCAAUGUGUUCGAUAUCCCCUUUGCACCACAUGCACUUCUUCACCUGCCUUUUUUUCUUUUUUUUUUUUAUCAGUGCAUUUUAUGAACACACCAUAAAUCAGUUUCACAGGCGAAAUCAGUACAUUAUAUAUUUAUUUGAAGCAUUCUGUUUUAAAGAUUGUACCAGGUUUUUUUGAUAACAUUGAAUUAUUUUAUUUUAUUUUUUACACACAAGGGAAUCUACUAGUGCUUCUCUUGGUUAUUAUGCGACCUGAUGUGGUUUUGAUUACGAAGCCUUUUGACCGUGCUCCAAAAGCAUGACGCUCAGUCAGUCCCAGCUUGUCGUGUUGUGAGAUAUUUCACAACAUACUCCUGAAGUGGUUUUUUUUUAGGGAGGCGGGGUCUUUCUGUUUGCUUCUUGAGUCCUGUGAAAGAGCGUAACCUUGACUUAAUAACACCACGGUGACAAAAAAACAAAUUCGGAUUGGAUUUCCCUCCUUAGAGCGUCUCAUCUAGCCACACAAAAGGCCUCCCCAUUGGGAUUAUCUUGUCAUUUUUUUCUCCUUAACUUCUAUGAAGUUGCCUUCCCUUGUGUCUUUUGUUGAAUUCUGUUUAAUUUUUUCAUGCUUUACAUUGUUGCGAUUUUGGGGGCGGGGGCACCCAGAGCUUGACAUCUCCGCCUUGUUGAUGGCUGCAUUCGGAACAAAAUGUCGAUUCAUCAUUUAUACUGUCAGAAACGUAACUGUCGUGCUUUCAGUGACACAGUUCACGUCUUGUUUACAGCUGAGGAUAAUGAAUAGCAAGUCGGUUACUGAGGGGUAAAGGAAAUAAAGUCGAGAUUAGGUGUUUAUAAUUCGAUCGUUUAUCAGUGUCAUCAAUAUUCUGCUCACAUUUUUUCCCCAUCACAACGUCCCGUCAGCAUCACCACCAUUACCACUGUCAUAGCUCUCUCUCUAUCCGUCAUGUGAAUUGUUUACUGCUGAUGCUCACACAUGGAGCUCUUUGCCUUCUGUAAACGAUAAGCUUGAUGGACAACACUUUUUAGAGCAAAAGAGCCCUUGUUUGUGCUUGAACGGUUGAAGGAUAGAGGAGACAUUCUGGGUCAAGUCAUAUAUUUAAUGUUGAGCCUCUGUUAUAGCCAGAUGAGAUGUACUGAGGAACUGACAAAGCCCUUGUAAUCUGGUGAGCGAGUUCAGUAAACGACACAAAUGAUUUUGUGUCUUAAAUCCUCAGCUUGUUUGGCAUCUCUUCCAAUUUGU